Carassius auratus (goldfish) is the source of this 978-nucleotide messenger RNA. RefSeq names its product cartilage acidic protein 1-like. The transcript has 5 exons. NCBI's taxonomy places the organism in Eukaryota, Metazoa, Chordata, Actinopteri, Cypriniformes, Cyprinidae. Gene Ontology annotation, biological process: axonal fasciculation. The record is from RefSeq and is a predicted model, not a curated record. The coding region runs from base 31 to 978 and encodes 315 amino acids.
AACAAAAAAAUCCCCCAAUGAAUUUCACAGAUGACAAUGUCAGCAUGGAUAUUACUGCUUACUACGGGUGUGUCUGUCCUGGGACUGUCCUGGGGUCAGCGGACUGAACCCAUGUUUGCCUCGGUAACUCAGAGUGUUUUCCCGCCGGACUAUGAGAAUAACCCUACACAGCUCAACUAUGGCGUGGCUGUCACUGACGUGGAUGGAGACGGAGAUCUGGAGAUCUUUGUUUCAGGCUACAAUGGCCCAAAUCUGGUGUUGAAGUAUGACAGUUUUAAGAAGAGGCUUGUUAACAUUGCAGUUGACAACCGCAGUUCUCCAUACUAUGCACUCAGAGAUCGACAGGGCAAUGCCAUUGGAGUGACAGCAUGUGACAUAGAUGGUGAUGGCAGAGAGGAAAUUUACGUCCUUAACACUAAUAAUGCCUUCUCUGGGAGAACAACAUACACUGACAAGCUCUUUAAGUUUCGUAACAGCCGGUUUGAGGAUCUCCUGAAUGAUGACAUUAAUGAAAACCGAGAUGUUGCCAAUCGUGUGGCUGGUCGGAAGGCGUCCAGGAGGUAUCCAGAACAGAUACCCGAGCCACCUCAGCUGGCUCCUCUCAAUGUGGAGGAGCAGCGGCUCUACUCUGAACUCCUCCCGAGUGGCCGAGCUCCUCACCCUAUCUCUAAGGGACUGCCCAGCCACCCUAUGGAGAAAGCUUAUUUCGGCCCGCUACAGGUACAUCAACCGCCUCACUGCAAAAGCUGCACCUAUCUGCCUCUCAAUCUCCAUCUUUCCCUCACUCGUGAACAAGACCCCAAGAUACUUGAACUGCUCCACUUGAAGCAGGAGCUCUCCACCAACCUGAAGGGGACAUGCCACCCUUUUCUGGCUGAAAACCAUGGCCAGGGACUUGGAGGUACUGAUUCUCAUCCCAGCCGCUUCACACUCUGCUGCAAACUGUCCAAGCGCACGCUGAAGGUCCUGGCCCGAUGA